AUGCAAACCAAUGGACUUUCCCCACCGACUCCACCGCUCUGCCUUGCUGCAUCACCCUCCAGGCUCUCACGUAGCGUGGGGAGGAGUGAGAUUUUGAGCCAAAAGGCAACCUCGGCACUACCGUGGGAGAGAGGCGGCGGUAUUGCUGCACGAGCGCGCAAUCCCAUGGAGUUUGAAAUGGCCGACGAUUCGCGGAAAACACAGGCUUGGCCGUUGCGACCUGUCAAAGGCGCUGCCACUCCCAGGGGGCGACAGACUGACGAGGUGCAAGAUCCGCGAGUCAGCUUCAAAGUGCCGCACAAUGUCGAAGGUGCGUCUGGUGAUGGGCGGGAGAGAAAAUCCGGUCGUCGGAGCUCAGAACGCGCUGGACGCGCUUCCAAGAUCCGGGCAUCAGAGCAGCACUCUAUCAAACACGUUGCCGGUCUGUCUCUCGGCAAGACGACGUGGAGUGUCUCACCCUUGAUCAUCGGCGGCUGUCUGAGCGACGCUCGAGGUCCACGAUAUGCGGGCCAAUGA
Moesziomyces aphidis is the source of this 516-nucleotide messenger RNA. Lineage: Eukaryota; Fungi; Basidiomycota; Ustilaginomycetes; Ustilaginales; Ustilaginaceae. The record is from the annotation of a GenBank genome assembly.